GGAGGAAGGAGGGGGAGGGAAAACUUCACUUCCCAGCAUGCCUCUCACCCCUCCUGUCCCGUGUUGGGCGGCUGAGGAUUCUCAGUGCGGGUAUAUCUGUGUGCUCGAAGUGGGAGCGGCGGUAAUGAGGUGCGUGUGAAACCACCAUCCUGUCCCGGGAGGAGUCGGAGUUUCGCAGAGCCGUAAAUGAACAUCUUCCAAAAAUGAAAACUCGGAGACCAUUAAGGGGAACAAGAACUUCUGAAAAUAGAAUAGAUUCACCGAAGACAGUAAUUGUGAUCCAGGACAUUAUCCACAUUUUUUUAAACUGAUAAGGAUAUUGACAUAAAUUUGUUGGUUGAAUUGUUGAGUGCAAUACUUCGAAGUGUGCCUUUUGACAGGUUUUCUCCUCUUGCUGAAGCAAAGUUUAAGGUUGUCUCAGAAGUAGUGAAAUGAAGAGACUGUGUGAAAAAACAAUGUCUAUUUCUGUUUCUGAAGAGAACAAUUUCAUAAUGAUGUAACCUCUCCCUACAUCUGGAUGUGGUGCUAAAAGCAAAGCAUUUUUGACGUGAAGCUGUGUGAAGAGGACCUUUCAUUAAAAUAACUUCAGCCAAAAUAAUCUUAAACAUCAUCAUGUACAGACUGAAAAGGAAAAUGAAGAUGACUUAGAUAGGAGGAUGUUUCUUUGAACUUUGAAAGAGAAGUGUGAGAUUACCCUUGCAACAUUGCAGGAUAAAGGAAGAAAACACAUUUUCUUGACCAUUAGGCAGGCCUUGACAGAUUUAAAUCAAGUCAGAUGUCAUCAAACGAAUCUUCUCCAUCCUUACAAAAGUUUUCCCCAUCUGUGUCCCAUGCUGCUGCUCCACCUACCCCUUCUUUAUCUUCAAGUCCACAAUCUGGACUCUCAGGUCGGCUGUCCAAUGGCAGUUUCAGCACACAAAGUCUCACCAACUCCAGGGGCUCUGUACAUGGAAUCUCCUUCCUGCUGCAAAUUGGCCUCACUCGUGAGACUGUUACAAUUGAGGCUCAAGAUCUCUCUCUUUCCAUUGUCAAAGACCUAGUGUGCUCUGUAGUUUAUCAAAAGUUUCCAGAGUGUGGUUUUUUUGGCAUGUAUGACAAAAUUCUCCUCUUCCGCCAUGACCUGAACUCAGAAAAUAUUUUGCAGCGAAUUACAUCGGCUGAAGAAAUACGUGAAGGUGACCUCAUUGAGGUUGUUCUUUCUGCAUUGGCUACAGUUGAAGAUUUCCAGAUUCGUCCUCACAUGCUGUAUGUGCAUUCUUACAAGGCCCCCACUUUUUGUGACUAUUGUGGAGAGAUGCUUUGGGGCUUGGUACGACAAGGGUUGAAAUGUGAAGGAUGUGGAUUAAACUACCACAAGCGAUGCGCCUUCAAUAUCCCAAACAACUGCAGUGGUGUAAGAAAGAGGCGUUUAUCUAAUGUAUCUUUACCAGGAGCUGCACUUUCAGUCCCAAGAUCAGUACAAUCUGAAUACACAGCUACAGCUACAGAAGAGCGUUCCCAUCCAGAGCCCAGUAAGAGGAUUCCUUCCUGGAGUGGGCGUCCAAUAUGGAUGGAAAAGAUGGUGCUUUGCAGGGUGAAGGUUCCGCAUACCUUUGCUGUUCAUUCUUACACUCGACCCACCAUAUGCCAGUACUGCAAACGGUUACUCAAGGGUCUUUUUCGCCAAGGAAUGCAGUGUAAAGACUGCAGGUUUAACUGUCACAAGCGUUGUGCCUCUAAAGUACCCAAAGAUUGUCUUGGAGAAGUAGUGUUCAAUGGAGAACCAGCUAGUCCAUGUCAAGAUAUUGGUAUGCCAAUGGAGGUUGACAGCAGUGAGAUGAACAGUGAUGGAGGUAGGGGCUUGGAUGAUGUGGAAGAACCUUCUCCUCCAGAAGACAAAAUGUUUUUUAUGGAUCCAGCAGACUUAGAUGGGGACAAAGAUGAAGAGACUGUCAAAACCAUCAGCCCUUCGACAAGCAAUAAUAUUCCGUUAAUGAGGGUUGUGCAAUCUGUCAAACAUACAAAGAGGAAGAGCAGUACAAUGGUGAAGGAAGGAUGGAUGGUUCAUUACACUAGCAGAGACAACCUGAGAAAAAGGCAUUACUGGAGACUGGAUAGUAAAUGUCUUACGCUAUUUCAGAAUGAAUCUGGGACAAAGUAUUACAAGGAGAUUCCACUUUCUGAAAUUCUCCAGGUGACUCAGCCACGGGAUUUCUCAAAUGUGGUGCAUGGCAGCAACCCUCACUGCUUCGAAAUAAUCACUGAUACCAUGGUGUAUUUUGUUGGCGAGAAUAAUGGCAGCAAUCACCACAAUCCUGUUCUGGCUGCUACUGGAGUUGGACUGGAUGUAGCACAGAGCUGGGAGAAAGCUAUUCGUCAGGCUUUGAUGCCAGUCACACCUCAGGCUAGCAUUUGCACUGCUGCAGGACAAGGGAAAGAUCACAAAGAAUUAUCUGUCAGCAUUUCUGUUUCCAAUUGCCAGAUACAAGAAAAUGUGGAUAUCAGUUCCAUAUAUCAGAUCUUUGCUGAUGAGGUGCUUGGUUCUGGUCAGUUUGGCAUUGUAUAUGGAGGAAAACAUAGGAAGACCGGAAGGGAUGUGGCAAUUAAAGUCAUUGAUAAAAUGAGAUUUCCUACAAAACAGGAAAGUCAGCUGCGCAAUGAAGUGGCCAUUUUGCAGAAUUUGCACCACCCUGGGAUUGUGAACCUGGAAUGUAUGUUUGAAACUCCAGAAAGGGUUUUUGUUGUGAUGGAAAAACUUCACGGAGAUAUGUUGGAGAUGAUUCUUUCCAGUGAGAAGAGCCGGCUUCCAGAAAGAAUCACCAAAUUCAUGGUCACCCAGAUACUUGUUGCUUUGAGGAAUUUACACUUCAAGAAUAUUGUGCAUUGUGAUUUAAAACCUGAAAAUGUACUAUUAGCAUCAGCGGAGCCAUUUCCUCAGGUGAAGCUAUGUGAUUUUGGUUUUGCACGCAUUAUUGGUGAGAAGUCUUUCAGGAGGUCUGUAGUGGGAACUCCAGCUUAUCUUGCCCCGGAGGUGUUAAGAAGUAAGGGCUACAAUAGAUCUCUGGAUAUGUGGUCAGUGGGAGUCAUCAUUUACGUGAGCCUUAGUGGGACAUUUCCAUUUAAUGAGGAUGAAGACAUAAAUGACCAGAUCCAAAAUGCAGCAUUUAUGUAUCCACCAAAUCCUUGGAAGGAAAUAUCUAGUGAAGCUAUCGAUUUAAUAAACAAUUUGCUUCAAGUGAAGAUGAGAAAACGUUACAGUGUUGACAAAUCACUUAGUCACCCAUGGUUACAGGAUUAUCAAACUUGGCUUGACCUUCGGGAGUUUGAAACUCGCAUUGGAGAGCGUUAUAUUACCCAUGAGAGUGAUGAUGCUCGCUGGGAAGAACAUGCAUAUGAACACAAUCUUGUAUACCCCAAACAUUUCAUUAUGGCCCCCAAUCCAGAUGAUAUGGAGGAAGACCCAUAAUUAUUCUCCAGGGAAAUGCACUUAAUUUAGACCAAUGCUGAUACUUUGUUGGAGCAAGUGUUGCUCUUUGCUCUUCAAUCUACAAAGCAGUGAAGGAUCUUGCAUCAGUCUGUGGAUGGACUAGAUGAUUUGGAAAAGCUUUCCAUCUCUAGUUCCUACGACUAUGAAUGUGAUCUGGCAUUGGGUUAAACGCCAUGAAAUAUUUGUGUAACAUUGCCUUACUGGUACAUCACAGUGAUGUUACUGACAGAUGAAGUGCACAGAGACUUGAUGGAGUAUGUGAAUUUUCCAGGGUUUUUUGUAGUUUACACAACAAAACAAUUUUAAUGGUUUGCUAGUUCCUGCCUAUUAAGCCAUAAAAUACCAUUUUCUGGUAUUUAGAUACAUCUGUUAUGAGAAAUCUGAAUUAUAUACCAUGACUAAACAACUACAAAAAAUCUUGAUUUUUAAGGCCCAUACAAAACACUGUUAGAAUAUAUAUUUAGCAGGCAUCUUAGAAAAGCAAUAAAAGUGAAAAUAGACUGUCUUCAAGUCGAUCUCGACUUAUGGCUACCCUAUGAAUAGGGAUUUCAUGGUAAGGGGUAUUCAGAGGUGGUUUACCAUUGCCUCCCUCCGAGGCUAGUCCUUCCCAGCUGGCUAGGGCCUGUUCAGCUUGCCACAGCUGCACAAGCCAGCCCCUUCCUUGUCCGCAACUGCCAACUGGGGGGGCAGCUGGGCUCCUUGGGACUAUGCAGCUUGCCCAUGGCUGCACAGGUGGCAGGGCACGUAACCCCUGAGCCACUCACUGUGAGAGUGACCCUUGGCCCUUGACACCCAGGAGACAGGAGCGGGGAUUUGAACUCUGAGUUUGGAUUCCCAGCCAGGCUCUCCUCCCCACCGUGCUAUGCCAGCUGUUAAUAAAAGUGAAGGGGACAAAUAAUGUUGAUUGAGACAGCUCAAGAUUUGCCUGUAAGGUCCUUCAGCUUAAUUAGAGAAACCUCUUGAUGUAUGGAAAUACAGAGUAGUAAAAGGACUUCAUAGUCCUACUGAAUACAGGCAAGCUGUUCUUUAGCUGUUCCAGUUAGGAGAACAAAAACCAUAUAUGGUGGAUUAGCACUGUAUGACAGAUGUUAGUGUGACUUUGGGGUGUAUUGAGGGCUUGGUAUCUUUAAGGGCCAGAACCUAGGGGUGUAAUUUGCAUAUGGCCGGGAAGAAAAUGUGCUUCCCCAGUUUUUGGGGGGGCACAACAGUUUCCUCAGCUAGACAUAAUCCACCACUGAGUUUAAAAAAAGCAACUGGUCUCUUCUGCAGAGGACAUUGUUGCAUUGGAUAAAAUAAAUUGGAGCUCCUGCAGUGUGUAUUCUCUCUCAUGGCACAUGGGACAUCUUUGGCUCCAGCCAAGUAGCAUACAGUGCGUGCCUAAGAUCUUAGGUUGCUUAGCCUUCCACUGUGGAAAAUGAUUUGUGGUGGGAAGUUCAAAGUAGUAGGUAUGUUGCAAUACCGUUGUGGGGAGAAAAUAUACUUCUUCGCGCCUGUUCAUUUUUGGUCUGUGUGAGACUUGUCUGUAGUAGCUUGGCCAAAAAGAAUCUUUAAUAUUCUUUAAAGGACACAGCUAGGAAUUAAUAUUUUAUUUAAUUUUCAAUUAAUUCUAGUAACUUCAGACUCCACAGUGCAAUAUAUCGUUAGGAUCUCUGGUGUCAUGGAGGAAGAUGCCAUCAUUUUGUGGUUACAUUGCUGUUGAUUUUUCUUUGCUUUUUAGUUUGCUUCUCUUCUGCUUUCUUGAAACCUUGAAGUUCAGCGAAAUCACUAGUAGCUCUUCACUGUUUUAGCUGCUAGUGAUUAGGAGGUGUGAGAGGAGUUGUGGCAUGAGGCUUUGCCUUUUGCUUCCUGGGUUUGUCACUCAGAAGUUAAGGGUGGGGAGAAAGGAUGCCUCCAUCUUUCCUCGUUGCACACAGAUUCAGUUGCAAGGUGCUUGAUGCAGUUGCCUUUUUCUUAAAAGAUCUACUGAUAAGAAAAGGUGGCUUGGGGCUGAAGCUUCUUUCCUCUUUGUUCUCUUUCUGCUAACAGGUCUGCCUAAGAGAUGCUUACUCAUAUGUAAUGCACACAGUUCUCAAUUAUGGAUGAGGAGAAUCAGUUUGGCAAUCACUCCUAGACUCUAAUGGAUAUGAAUGGGUAUUUCUUUACAGAUUGAUUAAUUGCAUUAACUUUUUAAUUAAAGAAUUCACUUGCAGGCUACUAUUUGUUCGAUGAUAGUAUUAAUUUUUUGUUGCUAUGUGAAUAACAGCCUGUCAAUUCUGUUUGCAUCCACCUUUCUUCUUUUUCUGAUGUCUUGUCCAACUUUUUCCUCAGAUCUUUCUUUAGCAUCUUUUCUCCUACAACUGUCAUCAGCUGACUUCUUGUUCCUUUGCUUUCCCCUGACAUUCCUGCCCUCCCUUCACCUGUCCUGUAUUGUACGUCAUCACAGGACUAGGCUUUACACUUGUGCUAAAAUUAUUCCAGUGUAUGUCUGUGAAUUACAACUACGUAAAGAGCAAGACAGGAACAAGGAGGAGGAAUCUCAAAAAUCUUACCCCAAUAAGAAAUGGCCCAGUGCAUAUGUAUAUUUAGUUAAGUUAAAACAGUUUUUUAAACCAGUGACAUCUUGAAAAAUGAUGGAAGCAGCUAUAUGAAGAUAAUUUAAAGCCUCAUGCUUGCUGUUGAAUUGUAAUGGAUUGGGGUGAAAACACAGAAAUUUAGCCUAAUUACUCUGUGACUAGUGCGUCAUGUCCUAUGAAUUGCUCAAGUUGAUGGGACAGUAGGCUGUUUCUAAAAAGGGUUCAUCAAGCUAUCCUAAACAGAGGAAGAACUGGGUGUGGGAAGGUAAUAUGUAUGCUGGGUUCAAUUGUAGAGGAUGUGUUCACAGAGCAAGCACUGUAUUUGUGGGUAAAUUAUAUAUUGAUUGUGAUUUACUUCCACAAGCACAGAGGAAGAACUUUUUGUGCCUGAAUGUAUCUGCUUAUAUGACUAUUUUUGCAAGUUAGUUUUUAUCAGAGGUGGAUAACCUGUGGCUGUUCAGAUGGCGUUGGACCACAAUGUCCAUUAUCCUUGACCAUUGGCUAUGCUGGCUGGGACUGUUGGGAGCUAGAGUCCAAUACAUUUUUGGAGGGCCACGGUUUCCUCAUUUACUGCACAAUCUUAUGCAUCUCUAUUCAGAAAGAUGCUCCACUGAGAUCAGUAGGGUUCACUCUUGGGUAAUUGUGUAUAGGAUUGCAGCCUUAGAAUGUUAAAGGCUACCUGCCAACCAGUGCAAUGUCACUGAAGUCACUGGAAUUUCCACAAGUAAAUCUAAAAUAAAAACCUGGCUUAAACUUUUAUCUCAUUUCAACCAACUGCUCUAUUUAUAAUAGAUUAUUGGCAUACAAAUUAACUAACCUGGGUCUAGUUAUGGACUUAAUCUUUUCAGGGAAAUGUGGCCUAGAAUUCAAAUAAGCUGUUUAAACAUGCCAACAAUAACAUAUAAAUUAGGUCUAAGAGCUCUAGUAAACUGGUCAGUGAACUGCAGUCAGUCACAUGUGGAUUAUAAAAACAUUCAUUUUUACAGUAUUGAGUUGGAGAUCGUUUCAGGGAACUGAAUUCUCCAAAUGGUGAAAACCCCUCUGAAAUAAUGCAGCUGCUUGGAAAUCCAAAAGGCAAACAAAAUAGUGAACCAGCAUCUUUGAUCAGAUUAUCCUUGCAGUUAAGCUGUCAACAGAAACUUAUUCAGAAUUAAAUCUAGAAAAUGUUUUCCCCUGUAGAAAAGAUAAUUGUAAUUUUAUCGUCACCUGCUACUUGACCUUUUCUACAGUAGGCAUUGCAGGCAAUGCUCUCGGGGGGGGGGGGAAUCCACAAUAGGGAAGAGAAUGAUGAAGUCUCAAAGGCAACUAAAAUGUCAUGGAUGAAUUAAAUUAUUAGAAGCUGCUGUACUAAACUGCUCCCACUCAUGAUGGAAGUCAGUUUAUCUACAGUUGGAACUAUUCUGUAUUUAAAACAUGGGUUUCAACACUGAAAGUGACUGAUGGGUUUCAACACUGAAAGUGACUGUUGGAGCAUAACAAAAUUUGUUGUGGCAUAACUAUUAAUCUACCAGAAGCAUUCAUAGAUAUUUCAUUGGUUUGUCAUAUUGUUCUUUGUAAACUUAAGCAACAGGAUAGGUUCAAAAUUAUUCCCGUUAUACCCACAGUACUAUCCUAUAGAUGUCUACUCAGAAAUAAGUCCCUUUGCAUUCAUUAGGGUUUACUUCCAGGCAAGUGCAUGCAGGAUUGCAGCCUUAAUAUUAGUUUCAGCAUUGAACAGUCAUAUUUAAAUAGAAGCAAACCAAGUCUAGGAGGUACAGCAUAAGGUAUGUUUCUUGGUUUAAUUUCAGGACAGCAAAGGGGUGGACCAGUAGGGUUGGAAUACAAACCCUGUUGUGGCUAAAUAUGAGAAAUAACUGGAAUGUUUCUACUCUGUAACGGUUGUUACACACUUUGUAAACCAUAAAUAAACUGCAUAGCUUGCACUCUAACUUUCCUAUGAAUGCUUAAAAUAUUAUUAAAUCAGAGCUGUAAGUCACUGAAAGGUUGGCAUUAAUCUGUUGCUCCAGAUAAAUUUGUACCAUGUUACAUUAUCAUUAAUCUUUGUUUUUGAGUUUUAAGUUGCAUUCAUUGAAGAAACAGUGCUGUAUUGAUGCUAGAAGAUAUGUAAAAUUUGUACCCUCAAAAAGACACUGUCAAGUACUUUUUUAUAUUUUUAUAUGUCCCAUUGUUUGUAAAUAUCCUAUAAGCUUGAAAAUAAAU
Rhineura floridana is the source of this 8217-nucleotide messenger RNA. RefSeq names its product protein kinase D3 (gene PRKD3). The transcript is spliced from 19 exons. Gene Ontology annotation, biological process: protein phosphorylation. Bases 776 to 3445 code for a protein of 889 amino acids. The record is from RefSeq and is a predicted model, not a curated record. NCBI's taxonomy places the organism in Eukaryota, Metazoa, Chordata, Lepidosauria, Squamata, Rhineuridae. Gene Ontology annotation, molecular function: ATP binding; protein serine/threonine kinase activity.